This is a messenger RNA of Polistes dominula (European paper wasp), 2335 nucleotides long. RefSeq names its product Heat shock protein 70 cognate 5 (gene Hsc70-5). Gene Ontology annotation, molecular function: ATP binding; ATP-dependent protein folding chaperone. NCBI's taxonomy places the organism in Eukaryota, Metazoa, Arthropoda, Insecta, Hymenoptera, Vespidae. Gene Ontology annotation, biological process: protein folding. The record is from RefSeq and is a predicted model, not a curated record.
GUUAUAGUGCGCGUAAGGUUCUUGCUAGAGUUGCAUCAUUACACGUGAAGUUGGUCUUUGGGUUUCCGGCUCUUUUCUUUUAACGAAAUUAGUUUACUGCAUUAAAAGAAUUUAAUGAAAAUGUUGGCUGCCGCUAGAUUGUUAAGCAGAAGCUGUAACAGCAUCAGCUGCGACAUCGCUAGAAGACAGCAAUUUAGUACAAUAUUAAAAAAUGCUGCAGCUCCUGGAGUUAUUGUACCUCAACGUUACACUGACAUACAAUGUCGUUAUAAAUCAGAGGGUGUUAAAGGAGCAGUUAUUGGUAUUGAUCUUGGUACAACAUUUUCUUGUGUAGCAGUAAUGGAAGGUAAACAGGCUAAGGUUAUUGAAAAUUCAGAAGGAUCACGAACGACACCAUCUUACGUUGCAUUUUCAAAAGAGAAUGAACGUUUAGUUGGUAUGCCUGCCAAACGUCAAGCAGUUACAAACUCUUCUAAUACAUUUUAUGCAACCAAACGACUCAUUGGGAGAAAAUUCGAUGAUCCUGAAGUGAAGAAAGACAUGAAAACAGUGUCUUAUAAAAUCGUUAAAGCAUCUAACGGAGAUGCAUGGGUACAAGGAGGAGAUGGAAAAUUGUAUUCCCCUAGUCAAAUAGGUGCUUUCGUGCUUAUGAAAAUGAAAGAAACUGCAGAGGCUUAUCUUAAUACACCAGCUAAAAAUGCAGUUAUCACUGUACCUGCAUAUUUCAAUGAUUCGCAAAGGCAAGCUACGAAAGAUGCCGGUCAAAUCGCUGGGUUGAAUGUACUUAGAGUGAUUAACGAACCUACCGCUGCUGCACUUGCAUACGGUAUGGAUAAAACGGCUGACAAAAUUAUUGCAGUAUACGACUUGGGUGGUGGUACUUUUGAUAUCUCAAUUUUAGAAAUUCAAAAAGGUGUUUUUGAAGUUAAAUCAACUAACGGAGACACAUUUUUGGGAGGAGAAGAUUUUGAUAAUGCAUUAGUUAAUUAUUUGGCAUCCGAAUUUAAAAAAGACCAAGGUUUAGACAUAACUAAAGAUGCUAUGGCUAUGCAACGAUUAAAGGAAGCAGCUGAAAAAGCAAAAAUUGAAUUAUCAAGCUCUUUGCAAACCGAUAUUAAUCUACCAUACUUAACUAUGGAUUCUAGUGGACCUAAACACUUGAAUCUUAAACUUACAAGAAGCAAAUUUGAAAAUCUUGUUGGUGAUCUUAUCAAACGUACUAUACAACCAUGUCAAAAAGCUCUUACCGAUGCUGAAGUAUCUAAAUCUGACAUUGGGGAAGUACUUUUGGUUGGAGGAAUGACUAGAGUACCUAAAGUUCAACAAACAGUUCAAGAAAUUUUCGGUCGACAACCUUCGAAAGCUGUUAAUCCCGAUGAAGCAGUUGCUGUUGGUGCUGCUGUUCAAGGUGGUGUACUUGCUGGAGAUGUUACCGAUGUUCUUCUUCUCGAUGUUACACCUCUUUCAUUGGGUAUCGAAACACUUGGUGGUGUCUUUACAAAAUUGAUUUCACGAAACACGACUAUUCCUACGAAGAAAAGUCAAGUAUUUUCUACAGCAGCGGAUGGUCAAACCCAAGUAGAAAUCAAGGUUCAUCAAGGUGAACGAGAAAUGGCGUCUGACAAUAAACUUUUGGGUCAAUUCACAUUGGUCGGAAUUCCUCCCGCGCCAAGAGGAGUUCCUCAGAUUGAAGUAACAUUUGAUAUCGAUGCGAAUGGUAUCGUUCACGUAUCUGCUAGAGACAAGGGCACUGGCAAGGAACAACAAAUUGUAAUUCAAUCCAGUGGUGGUCUGAGCAAGGACGAAAUUGAAAAUAUGGUAAAGAAUGCCGAACAAUAUGCUAAAGCAGAUAAGAUCAAGAAAGAAAGAGUAGAAGCUGUUAAUCAAGCAGAAGGAAUUAUUCACGACACGGAAUCGAAAUUAGAAGAAUUCAAGGCACAACUUCCGCAAGAAGAGUGUGAAAAAUUGAAAGAAUUGGUUGCUAAGACAAGGGAAGCCUUAGCCCGAAAAGAUGAAAUGGAUCCCGAGGAAAUCAAAAAACAAACCAAUGAAUUGCAGCAAGCAAGUUUGAAAUUGUUCGAAAUGGCAUAUAAAAAAAUGGCGGCAGAAAGAGAAAGCAGCAGCGGUAGUGGUAGUGGUAGCGGUAGCAGUAGCAGUAGCGAUAGUAGUAACCAAAGUCAACAAGAACAAUCUCAAGAAAAGAAAGAAGAGAAAAAUUAAUGGUAAAGAAAAAAUGUCUUCAACAAAUUUUUUGCACAUAGUUGUUUAAACACCAAUUGUCGUUUUACAUGCCCAGAUUUAAAAAAUAAAAGAUAUAUAUAUUUGUUUUAUUAAA